Leishmania braziliensis MHOM/BR/75/M2904 is the source of this 6264-nucleotide messenger RNA. RefSeq lists its product as hypothetical. Lineage: Eukaryota; Euglenozoa; Kinetoplastea; Trypanosomatida; Trypanosomatidae. The coding region runs from base 1 to 6264 and encodes 2087 amino acids. The transcript has a single exon. The record is from RefSeq and is a predicted model, not a curated record.
AUGGCGCUCUCCGCAUCUCCCUCACCGUCGGCAGCGGUGGCGCGCCUCUCGCAAAUUCCGACCCGCGCCACCGCUGCUACCAAUGCCUUCGUCACCAGUGUUGGCGUGCACCCCAUUGAGCCCAUUCAAGUGGUCGGCCUCAGCUCCGGCGAGGUCUGCCUCUACACUGCCAAGACCGACACCCUCUCGUGGUUUGUGGAAAUGAAUGCCGCACGGCAGGCCCAGCUCCGUGUGGACACCGUCACGGGCUCCACAACGCUGAGAAGCAGCGGCAGUAAAGCGAAUGGCGGCGGUGCUGGUAUUCGACCCGGGGCGCUCGCCCCACCUGAGUACCCCACGAAGGUUCUGUGUUUCAGCACAAGGGCUGGCUUCUCCAUCGUGCACUGCGGCUUCCUGCGCGGGCGUGAAGAGGAUCUCCUGCGUGAGGUAGUGCAGCGGCUGCAGCCGUCCUCGUCGUCGUCGGUUGCUCGUUAUCUUCUCUACGCCAUCACUAGUUCCAAUGACGUGUACGUGGUGGAUGCCAAAACAGAAGUCGUUUUCUUGCACUGGGCCGGUGGUAACUCCGCCAGCGGCUGCGGCAGCUCGUCCUCCGCGUCCUCUGCUUCACCUCUGAACUCGAAGUUCAUCAUCACGCAGGCGGAGACGUACGGGGCGUUGAUUUACCUGACAGUGGCACGUCGUAGCGCUGUGAAGGCCGCUACCGAGCAGGCGGCGAGUCGUUAUUGCCAGCUCUUCAGCGGCGAUGAACUGGAGCGAAAGAUGUACCAGCGUUGCAACGAGCCGGCUGUCUAUGUGCUUCAUCUUGGUUGCACAAGUCCGCUGGCAGCGCCUACUUCCAAGGGACUCCUCGCCGGCGGUGGCGCCUACGUGCUCAAAGCGGUGCCAAAGGAAAGGCCGCACCAGACAAGCGCGCAUCAGGGCGGCAGUGCUGCAUCGGCAAACACCGGCGCGGUGGCGCUGAGCAUUCGCGCCCAUCCCUUGGCGCCGCUGCUGCUGCUGCUGCUGAACGAGUCGGAAGUGCAGGUGUACGCUAUCGACGGCGACGGUGGGGAAGUAACCCCGAAGAAGGCGCAGCUGAUCGUCUCCGCCGCACCAUCGCCAUCACGUUCCUCAGUGCGAUCAGCAAAAUCUCAGCAGCUGCAGCCUAUAAUUGACGCACAAUUCGCUCCCUCCGCCGCCGUCCUGGUGCCGUGCGACGGCGCCAGUCACUCGUCCUCCUCACGCAAGUGGAUCUGCCGCAAUGUGCAAAUCCUUCUCGUGACUCCGACGCGGCUGCGCCUCCUGUGCACGCGGGCCGCCGCCACCACGGCAGGCGUGAGCAGCGCGGACGUUGGCGGCAUCGUAGCCACGGAUCGUGCCUUCUACACCUCGCCGCUCACAUCCGCAGCGACGUCCUCGCCAGCGGUAGCGGCCUCACGCGUCACAUUUGUGCGUGUGUGGACGUGGCUGGGGUCUCCUGACACCUUUUUUGCUCUACAGAGCGACCGGGUGCUCGUGGAGUUGUCGUGCAAUGACUUCAUCUCGGCCAGCAUGAAGGUGCUAUCAGUGCGCAGUCGCCGCCUCCUUCCACCACACACGGUGACGUGGCUGGCCAGUGGCAGCUUCGUGGAGGACGCGGGGAACUCAGCAAGCGUGAAGAACUGGCGGCUCACCCCAUCCUCACCGGCUAUGAACCGCGUAGAUGACUGUGUCACAGCUGCUGAUGGUGGUCGUGCUGCGGGGCUGUCCUGUGUGCAGUGGCCCGAUGUGUUGCCGCUGUGGGAACGCAGUGCCAUACUGAACGGCGCCUUUGCCCCCUUCCUACCGGCCACUCACAGUGAGGACCCACACACGCUGAUCUUCUCCCGCCUCACAGGGCUCAUUCGAGGCAGCGCUGCUACACGUGGAGAAGAGGCGAAGGCAGAGUCAGACGCUGGGGACGACACCAGCGCAGGCAGCGACGUCUUUCACCUCUCGCUGCUGGCAGACACCGACACUGUCAGCAGUCGUUGCAUCUGCGUCCGUCUGUGCCUGACCCCGAAGCCUUCGCUCACGUCCAUAUCCACAGCUGCCCGACCGGGUCGGACGCUGCAUCCGAACCAGGAGAGCGUGAAUGUGAGCGUUGCUCGACUUCUGUGCAACUCCACCGGACCGUUGCUCUUGGGGCUUGAGCACGGCUUCUACUUUGUCGGCAGCCGCACCGAGAGCGCCUAUGCGGAUUAUCCCUUCCUCAUCGCCGGUCUGCUUUAUCUUGACAGCCUCGUAGAGAGUGAGGUCAGCGGUGACUGCGCCGGCCGCGCGGCGCGCCUGCGUGCUGCCAUGGUAUGCCUGCCUGCAGACAAACAUGCCCUGCGUCGACUGUACAAGCUAGCACGCCAAAGCCCAGAGGGCGACAAGCAGGGCAACCUCGCAGGCAUCGCCGUCGCGCCAACCAGCGAGCUCAAGCGCGCCGUCCUGCAAGCGGUGCAGCGCACGCAGAUUCACCCGCUGCCUGUACCUCAGCUCGAUUUCGAGGGAUGCCGGUCGUCGUCUGCCCCGCUCGCGAAGCAGCUGCUGGGCUGCGCCUUCCAGCUAAGCAACGACGGCGUGGUCCCGUGUGUGUGGAGCCUGUGGGCACCGCUACCAGAGGCGGCCUUAACGUCGUCCUCGAAGCCUGCCGCGACGGCGCCACCGUCACACCAGCAGCCGGUGCAGCUCAUCAUGCAGUCUUACUACGUUGCCGCGGACACGCAGGAGCUGCGCUGGCGGCCGCCUGAGCUGGUGUAUAUGGACGACCUGCUGGUCGCAAACCCAUCUCAAGUCUUUACCCUCAGCAGUGUUUUGGCGAACGCGUCCACUAGUGUCUCAUGGGCGUCCGCCGCAGCAGCGGUACCUCCGCCAUACAAAUCCGUCGAGGACAUCCUCCUCGACAUCGACCCUGCCGUGGUGACGCGGCUGUUCCUGUACUACGCUGACCGCAAGGUAUUGGUGCUCGCCACGGUCGAGACAGGCAGCAGAAGUCGCAACCGCACCGAGGCAGGCGGCGUGAUGGACGACAUGUACAACUUCGCCAGCCGCGCCACCAACGGACGAUUCAUGGGAGGGAAGCUCUUCACAGGUGGGCAAGACGACGCUGUCGGUGAGAAUCGACAGCGUCUCUGCCUGAUACCGCACGCCGCGGCGGAGAUGAAUCAAUGGAAGGCGGACAAUACCGCCGAGUCCCUGAGCUGCUCGCUGCUGGCGUCCGUGCAGCUGAGCGCGGUAAUGGUGAGCGACCAUGGUGAUCCUGCCCUGCAGGUCGCAGUCGUGUCGCGCCGCUUUGGCGUGGCACUGGCGGUGUUCCCACUGCCAGGACGCCGUGGUGUCGCCCGCGUGUCGGCGUCACUUCUGCCGGUGCAAGUGCAUCUAUGCCGCCGCUGGGAUGAACUGCUGUGCGUGAAGCCCGCGGUAAACACCCAGCUGGAGGAAAGCGAAGGCGGCCGGAGCGACGCCAGUGCCAUCGGAGGAGGAAUCCCUAACUCGGUGUCGACAUCCCCUCUGGUGCGCCGGUAUAGAGCUUGGGUGGACACGGUGACACACUCGGCGUCGACGUACGCCUCGGUGCCGCUAGCACUGUGGGUGUGGUCACCGGCGUGGCCAGGGGAAGACGAGGUGAAAGGCGAGAAAGCCACUUCAGCAGCUGCAGCAGCGAGCCCAGUGCUCCUUCUCCAGCGUGGGCUUGCGCUCUACGUGCUGCACGUCCGUGGCGCUGCUGUGCAAAUGUGCGCCUCCCUGCCGCACUGCUCACCCCUGCAAGUGGUGCCCUGCACAUCGACGGUGGCGGCAGGUGGAAGGAGGGAACUCUAUCUCCAGCAUAGCACCCACCUCUCUUUGGUUGCACGUAGCCGACUACUGCGGCAGCUGCAGCUGCAAUACACCCGGUACAGCAGCACGCCCAUCCCCGCGCCAGCAGCAAAAGGCGGCAAAGCGAAGUGGUUCAAGAAGUUCGUGCACCACGCACGAUCCAGCACCGCUGCGCGACUGCGACUGAAGGAGCAGCCGCACAUAGUGGAGUGGCUGCAGCGCGUCUACGCCCCGGCGGUAAGCGACCUCGCCUACGAGUCCCCUUCCCAGUCUUCGGGCUCUGCGGAAUCGACGCAGAUGAGCGCGGUGCUGUGGCAGCUGACAGGUACCGGCACCACGCACAUCGGUAGCGUGCUCCACGUGAACGUGACUCAUUUGCUUCGCCUGACGACACUUGCGGUAGAGGCGCUGGUGGCCAGUCAAGCCAUGCAACAGCUCGUCGUCUCUGCAGGAACGCUGACUGCCUCGCUGCAGCAGAACCUGCAGCACAUCACAACCGUCUUGGAGCGUAACAACGAUGGAGACGACGACGACGACGGUGUAGCCGAGCCGAGGACUCUGCGGGGCAGCUGGGCUGUGGCGGAGGCACUGGCUCGACUGCCGCUGGCCUGUGUGACCUGGGCUCUGUCCCAGGAAGCCGUGCACGCUGCUGCACAAGCCGCGGCGCCGUCUAACGUAGCGCGCGAAGGGGUGCGGGACCCGUCGCGGCAGAGUUGCGCGUCAGCGGUACGGCGGUGGUGGUGGCUCGUGAUGCGCUCCAGCUCCCUCGUCUUGGCUGUGAAUAGGGCACACGCAGAGGAAGCGCAUCGAGCGCUGAAUCAUGUCCUCGAUGUAAUCCCUGUCAACUCUGCGUUUCUACAGCCUAUGUCGAUGGCUGCCGGUGCCUCUUCGCCACCAACGUUGCGCAGAGAUAACCGUGAUGAGGCCGAGGCAGUGGGUGCUGUGACACAGGCACUCCUACUGUGCUCGCCGAAGCUUAUGCCGCACAGCGUGCCGCAGCUCCUGCAAUUCAGCGAUGGCAGCAGCGCCUCUGUAUCAUCGCUGCUGCAGCAGCAGCAAAAGCGUCUUCAUGCGGCCGUGGCAGCAGCGCUUGAAACGCUCGGCGCCAAGGACAGCGAGGCGGGUGCCGAUGAAACGGCUCCUCUCGCCUCGCUCUUCUCGACGGUCGGCAUGGAUGGCGUGCACUGGACGCACGCGGUGUACUACACAAAUCUGCUUGGGCAUCUGCGUCACCUCGCGUCACCGGAGGCGGCGAUGGAGAUGCCUGUGCGUGAGUUCGCGUCACAGUGCAUUAAGAGCGCCGACGACGCUGUGGAGAGCGCUGCCGCAGCGAUGCUCGAAGUCGCCACUGAGAUCGUCGGGGUUUUGCUUGGUGACGUGGUCGAUGUCUCGGCGGCGUCGCGCUCGCGUAUGGCGACGGCCGUGGCGCAGAGCAUGUGCAAAAGACAUCAAGCGCUGCAGCAGCGUCACACUGGGGUGUCGAAGGGAGCCGCUGGUCGCAGCGCUGGGGCAACGGACGGGCCGCCGAUGGAGGAAGACGCGUACUUCCUCGAGCACAUUCCGGUGGAUACGCUGCGGCACUGCCUCUACGAGUCCCAGUGGCGAGACUUAUAUGGUACCUUUGCAUACCCAACCCGCUACUUCUUUCGCUCAACCAUGAGGGUCCGUACAGGGAAGCCGGCAGAGUCCGCCGUCGUGACAGCAGCGCCGCUGCACUACACUGCGGCUGAUCUACCGUAUCAAGUGCUUUACGAUUCACACAAUACAGCAGCCAUGCAGAGGAUACAAACGCCACACGCAGACCCGAAUGCGCCUGGCGCUAUGGCGGCUACCAGCGGGCUCAAUGAUGGGCAAAGACGCGUGAUGAAUGUGCUCCUGACAGAGCAGUCGGCGGCUAGUGGCAGUGCCGCGGUGGCUCCUCAGGCCGUGGAGCUGCUGCCCACGUCAUCCACACCCAGGUUUUCGCUGGAGCUCGGUGGAGAGCAGCACAGCGGCAGUACACAGCAGCAGUCCACUCCGCUGUCCCCCCGAACCGCAAUCGCCAAGGAAGAGGACGCCCUACACGUGGCAUACCGCGACGCCUUUGCGGCAGAAGAUGAGAAGGAAGCCCAGGCAAGAGCGCAGCAACAGCAGUGGUCGAAUAGCGCCGGCUAUAACCUGCACAACGACCCCCUCCUGCAGGAAUUUAAAGCCUGGCUCAACGCCCAAGGCACAGAGGAGACCGUGAGCGCCUCCACCACACAGCGGCGCAAGCAGCAGGACGAUGAGCGUCAGUGGGUGCCAAGCCCAUCGGCCUUCGCCUCAUCCACAAGACGCGUUGCACGCGAUCACGGAGACCCCGCCGCCCCUGGGAUCACCACCGGUAGCGCAGGUGCAACGGAGGUAGAGGCUGUCUCCGCCCGCCUGUAUGACCCUGGGCCGACCCAGCAAGAGCUCUUUACGCGAUUCAUGUCGGAUGACUGA